UUUGUAAACAAGGCCGGCCAUGGUGUUUCUGUGAGGAAAAUCUUCACCCUAAUCAGAAAGGCAGACAUGGAAGCAGAAGGUCCAGGAUCUCCCACCGGAGUUUCUCAAAGCUGCCCUGCCUCAACUCAAAGUUGCAGCGACAGCAGCAUGGGACAUCCACCAAUUCUUCCAAAACAUGUUGAUGAGAAACCCUACAUGUGUGGGGAGUGUGGGUACUGCGCAGCUAAGAGGGCAGACUUGCACAAACAUAUGAGAAAGCACAGUGGAGAAAAGCCCUACAAGUGUGACCAGUGUGACUAUUCUGCUGCACAGAAAUCCACUUUGGACCAACAUCUAACAAAACACACCGGUGAGAAACCCUACAUGUGUGGGGAGUAUGGGUAUAUGACUGCUAAAACGUCCCACCUUACCCAGCAUAUUAGAACCCAUACAGGAGAAAAACCCUACAAGUGUGACCAGUGUGACUAUUCUGCAGCACACAAGGCAACUUUAGACCGCCAUCUCACAAAACACACCGGUGAGAAACCCUACAUUUGUGGAAAAUGUAGUUACAGAACAACUCAGAUGUCUAAUUUAUCUAGACACAUGAGAACACAUACAGGAGAGAAACUAUUCAAGUGUGACCAGUGUGACUAUUCUGCUGCAAACAAAUCCACUUUAGACCGCCAUCUUGCCAAACACACGGGUGAGAAACCCUACAUCUGCGGUAAGUGUGGGUACAGCACAACUCAGAUGUAUCAUCUGUCCAGGCAUCUAAAAACCCACACAGGAGACAAGCCCUACAAGUGUAACCAGUGUGACUUCUCGACGGCAAGAUUUUCCAACCUGUCUCGGCAUUUGGCAAUGCAUAAGAUGGAGACAACGUCGCAUAUGUGACAAGUGCUGUGUACCACUUCACUGGACUGGUUCUGUA
Molecule: messenger RNA, 913 nt
Organism: Branchiostoma belcheri (Belcher's lancelet)
Lineage: Eukaryota; Metazoa; Chordata; Leptocardii; Amphioxiformes; Branchiostomatidae
Product: zinc finger protein 525-like
Exons: 2
Coding region: 67-876 (269 amino acids)
Biological process (GO): regulation of transcription by RNA polymerase II
Cellular component (GO): nucleus
Molecular function (GO): DNA-binding transcription factor activity, RNA polymerase II-specific; RNA polymerase II transcription regulatory region sequence-specific DNA binding
Source: RefSeq, a predicted model, not a curated record